Molecule: messenger RNA, 303 nt
Organism: Adineta steineri
Lineage: Eukaryota; Metazoa; Rotifera; Eurotatoria; Adinetida; Adinetidae
Source: the annotation of a GenBank genome assembly
AUGUAUGAAACAAUUAAUUUAUAUAUUAAAUCUUAUCGUGACUAUGCUCAACAUAAUAUCCGUCCACUUAAACCGGAUGAACAUCUUGAACCUAUUGCUCCUCCAACAGAAGUCUUUGCUAUGGCUGUUCCUCGAAACACUGCACAAAUAACUACUGAAUUUAUUGUGGAAACCAGUCUCACGUUUGGAGUACCAUCUUAUAUUCUUACUGAUCAAGGUAUUCAUUUUGGUAAUGAAUUAAUAGCUGGUGUUUUAUCGGUUUUCAGCUGUGCACAUACUUUUGCCACUGCUCAUCAUUCUUAA